Molecule: messenger RNA, 2747 nt
Organism: Hemiscyllium ocellatum (epaulette shark)
Lineage: Eukaryota; Metazoa; Chordata; Chondrichthyes; Orectolobiformes; Hemiscylliidae
Gene: slc8b1
Product: solute carrier family 8 member B1
Exons: 16
Coding region: 184-1992 (602 amino acids)
Biological process (GO): intracellular calcium ion homeostasis; calcium export from the mitochondrion
Cellular component (GO): membrane
Molecular function (GO): calcium:sodium antiporter activity
Source: RefSeq, a predicted model, not a curated record
UCAGUUUUGUAUGAGGUACAAGUCUAUUUCGCUGACCGCUCUUGUCGGCGUUUGUUCAUAAGAAGGACGAUUAGAUUUACACGUUUUGCAGCAAAUGCAUUAGGAAUGGGAGGUGGUUCUGAUUUUUGAAAUGCGUAUCAGCUUGUUUAUGGAGUAAUGUUUUGAGAUAUCGACCCUCCAGUGAUGACAGCCGGCAAUGCGGCCGUGGGUUGUUGCUCUCUCUUGUUCUGGGCUAUCGCGUGUCUUGUAGCUGCGCCCCAGACGACGGCUGAAUCAUUCCAUCAUGUUGGAACCGCUGUAGGAAAAAGUGAACCUCGCUCUUCCAAGAGCGGUCUGAACGGCAAUGAAAGUGCAUUUCAUCUCCUGCUUAUAGGAGGGAGCAGUGCUGCUGUGGAGUGUCACAGUGUGGUGCAACUGAAUGGAUCCCAGUGGUGUUCAUUUGUGAAAACAACAGAAGACUGCAAACUGGACAGUGGCUUUAUUGACUACCUCCAGGGAGCCAUCUGUGGGUUUCGCCACAAUCUGCUACCAUUGGCUGUUUUUUUGUAUGCGAUUUGGUUGUUCUAUCUAUUUGCAUUUCUUGGGACAACAGCUGAAUUAUUUUUUUGUCCUAAUCUGGCAGCCAUUGCUGCAAGUUUAAAAUUAUCGCAUAAUGUGGCAGGUGUGACUUUUCUUGCUCUGGGUAAUGGAGCCCCUGAUGUAUUCAGUGCAAUAGCAGCCUUUUCUGAUCCAAGAACAGCAAACCUGGCAAUUGGAGCUUUGUUUGGUGCUGGCAUUUUUGUGACCACUAUUGUUGCUGGUGGUGUUGCCCUUGCGAGUCCAUUUAUAGUUGCAUCAAGGCCCUUCCUUCGAGAUGUGAUAUUCUACAUGGCUGCAGUCUUCUGGACCUUUCUAAUCCUCUACUUUGGGAGCAUUGAUUUGGGAGAAGCACUUGGUUACUUGGCACUGUAUGCAGUGUAUGUAUUAACAGUAAUCAUAAGCAGCCUAAUUUACCAAAAGUGCAAAAACCAGGAACAUGCUUCCCUUAAUACAUGUCAGUCUGAAUACUGUGACGUAGAGGAUACAAAUCCAUCCUGCAUCAGGAUCCGUUCCCAUGAAGAUGCAAGUGAGUAUCAACCUUUGAUUAGAAUGGAAGAAUCAAAAUCUACAAAAUCCAUUUUGUUGGACUCUCUCAACCCCAUUAACUUUCAAGAAUGGAGAAGAAAACGCUUGCCCUGGAAGAUCUUCAAAUGUUUGCUGCUGCCAAUUGAGUUUUUCCUUCUAAUUUGCAUACCAGUGGUGGAUUUCGACCAGGAAGGCCAUAACUGGAAACGCCCUCUGAACUGUUUACAAGUUGUUACUGGCUCACUUGUCUGCAUCCUUGCAUUUAAAUCUGGCUAUUAUGGUUUACUGCGCAUCGGUGAUCAACUUCCUGUCUGGGUUCUUGUUUUGCUGAUUUCCUUAAUUAUAGCUGCACUGAUUUUCUUCACCACAAAGAAUGAGGAACCACCAAAAUAUCACUGUGUAUUUUCUUUUAUUGGGUUUCUCUUCAGUACCAUACUGAUUAACACUGUAGCCACAGAGGUUGUGAAUCUUCUGCGUGCCAUUGGAAUAAUUUUUAACCUGAGUAACACUGUUCUGGGACUGACACUGUUAGCCUGGGGAAACAGUGUUGGAGAUUUAUUCUCUGACAUCACACUAGCUCGACAGGGGUAUCAACGUAUGGCUAUUGCUGCAUGUUUUGGUGGAAUAAUAUUUAAUAUGCUAUUUGGCAUUGGACUAAGUUCCUUAAUUCAAAUGCCCUACAAUAAUAAUGUCCUUGAGAUCAAGUGCGAUGGCCUCUUGGAUUGGAUUCUGGUCGGAUCAUUAGGCUUGAGUCUUGUCAUGUCAUUUAUAUUGAUCCCAGUUCAACGGUUUAAACUUGGAAAAGCAUAUGGUGGUAUUCUGGUCUCUUUCUAUGUUCUAUUUAUUAUAGUAGCACUACUAACUGAAGCUGGCAUUAUACAUGUUUAAAAUACAGCAUCUCUGGUAUAUGGAUUGAAAAUUAAUUUCAUGCACUCCAUCUAAGAAUGUGUUCUUAACUACAGUUUGUCAGGUGCUGGAAACCAACUCAGUUAUACUGAACAUACCAUGCACACUGAUUUUUGACUUCACAAAUGUAUUAAACUAUUUAAUUUUUCUCUUCCUAAUGUCCACUUCUGCAGAUGGGAAUAAAGAUGAUGAAUGGAAAAAUAUGAACAAUCCUCAAGUAUAUAAAUUUUAUGGUUUUUUUUAUAACAAAGUGGAAGGUGGACAGAGUAUGAAACCAUUUUGUUGUAGCAAAUUCAGGAAUUCAAAAUUCCUGUUUUUGUAUCACUGAGCACACAUGCUCUGGCUUCAGUCCUGAAUGCUUCACUUAGAACCUGACCUCUUCUGAUUUUUUUUUUUCCCCCCCAAAAGGUGGGCUUCACUUUUUUUUUCUUUUUCCUCCAUCCUUCGUCUUGACAUACUACUGAUCUAAGCUUUUGUAUAGUACCUUUAAAGUUUAGUAUUGUUUGGAUAAGCAGACACAUUGCACUGCACUGUUGUGUAAGACUGAUCUCUCUCUUUUUAAUUAAACAAGUUACCUCAUCUGGCAGUCUAUACACUUUGUUAAUGAAGGGAUAUUUUGUCAGUGUAAACAGCACAUGCAGGCCAUUUAUGACUCUAGAAAUGCAUACUGUAUUCAGCAUUCAGUGAUUGUACAGCAAAUUUUUAUUUGUGCAAUAAAUUUUAACUUUUAGAAAUUG